Messenger RNA from Corylus avellana, 609 nucleotides. NCBI's taxonomy places the organism in Eukaryota, Viridiplantae, Streptophyta, Magnoliopsida, Fagales, Betulaceae. The record is from RefSeq and is a predicted model, not a curated record.
AUGCUCAGGUUUAAUAAAGAAAAGCUGCUGGUGGAGAAUCCAGGUGAUCAAACGGUGUUAUCCGCAUUAUGGCAUGGGGUUCGGCCGAAUGGGCGUCUAAUGGCCGAAGUAUCAAAGAGUUUGACAGAGAUAACUCUUCGCGAGUUCAUCAAAAAGACAGAGGAGUAUAUUAAUCAAGAGAAAAUGAUUAAGGCUCUAACGAAAGGUCAGGAGGAAGAAGACCGAGAAGAGGAUGUCAAAAAGGAGCUACCUGCAACGUUUACUCCAAAGGAAGGGAAAUUCCAGAAGAAAGUAGCAAAGAAGACUAUACCAACCUUUCCAAAGAUAGAACCACGGAGCCGCGAAGAUAGAAGGUUUACGCCUUUGAAUGCCGGGGUCAAUGAAGUGUUUAUGGAAAUUAGAAGAGACCCAACCUUCAGGUGGCCGAGUAAGUUAAGGGGUGAUUCGAGAAAGCGAGAUCGAAUGAAGUUCUGCGAAUACCAUAAUGAUCAUAGGCAUUUGACAGAAGAUUGUAUAACCUUACGACAGGAGAUCGAAACCUUCAUCAGAAAUGGAAGGCUUGUGAGGUUCCUUGCAGAAGAAAGGAAUCGGGACGCAGUUCACCAAUAG